AUGUACCAAGGAAGAAGUAAAACUGCGACCAUAAUUUUAGAAGUUGUUGCUUCCAAAGACUUGUGGAUAUGGCAUUCUUUUUUUGGCACACCUGGUUCACUAAAUGAUACAAAUGUCCUCCAACGGUCGCCAAUGUUCGAUGAUAUUUGUGAAGGUCGAGCCCCAGAGGUGAGUUUUAAUGUGAAUGGAAAUAGAUACAAUAUAGGAUACUACCUUACAAAUGGUAUAUAUCCAAAAUGGGCAGCAUUUAUCCCAGCCAUCAAGCUUCCACAAACUGCUAAGCAAAGAUUAUUUACGAGGAAGCAAGAAAGUUAUCGCAAAGAUGUUGAGCGUGCCUUCGGAGUGUUACAAGCUCGAUUCGCAAUAAUACGACAACCAGCUCUCGCGUGGUCGACAGAAAUCCUAUGGAAAAUUAUAAUGGCAUGCAUUAUCAUGCAUAAUAUGAUUGUUGAAGAUGAGCGAGAGAACUAUUAG
Molecule: messenger RNA, 474 nt
Organism: Chenopodium quinoa (quinoa)
Lineage: Eukaryota; Viridiplantae; Streptophyta; Magnoliopsida; Caryophyllales; Amaranthaceae
Exons: 1
Coding region: 1-474 (157 amino acids)
Source: RefSeq, a predicted model, not a curated record